CUGCUUCCAGCCAUCCUCCGACAAGUGGUCGCCUACACCACCCUCACCGACGACUCUCUCCGUGCCCUCCGCCCCGCAACCGACGAUGACUUCAACAUCCGGACUGGGAAGCUGCUCGCUCCGAUCCUUAUCCCUCGAGUGCCCGGAACGGCAGGGUCAGAGAAGGUCUUAUCGUUCUUCGUUGACUUCUUCACGGUCAACCUCCCGCGAUGGCGCAUAACGUUCCAGAACAGCACCUCAACUACGCCGACUUCCAACGGCGCGCAAGUACCCUUCCGAAACCUCAUAGCGAUCCGAGACCCACCUUGGCUGAACGAAAGAGAAGGCGAAGUCGGCCGGUUGGCACUAGUGGCUCACUACGACAGUAAACUUACACCGGAUGGCUUCAUUGGCGCAACAGAUUCAGCAGCACCAUGUGCGAUGCUGCUACAUGUUGCGCAAACCCUCGACGACGCGCUGACUCGCAAGUGGGACGCGAUGGAAGCAGAAGGGGUGGGAUCUGGCGGCUUCGAAGGUCUUGAAGAACAUAAAGGCGUGCAGGUACUGCUGCUGGACGGCGAAGAAGCGUUCCAUAGCUGGACUGAUGCCGACAGUCUGUACGGCGCGCGAGCGCUGGCAGAGGAGUGGGAGGGCACGAUGUACCCGGCCAUGAGCACGUUCAAGACGCCAUUGGCGAGUAUGGAUCUCUUCGUGCUACUCGACUUACUGGGCGCGGCAAACCCUACCGUACCUUCGUACUUCAAAACAAGCCAUUGGGCUUACCAACGCAUGGCUGAUGUCGAGACCCGCCUCCGCUCUGUCUCAAAGCUGAAGACUGCAUCUGCAUCACCCUUCUUGCCGGAGUCGGAGAAGUCGGACAUGGAUCGCUGGAUUGGCGGCUUGAUUGGAGACGAUCAUGUUCCGUUCAUGGCUCGCGGAGUGGAGGUUCUGCAUAUCAUCCCUACGCCUUUUCCGUGGGUGUGGCAUAGGAUGGAGGAUGAUGGCGAGCACCUUGACAUCCCUACCGUGCUUGACUGGGCUAUGAUUACAACGGCAUUCGCAGCUGAAUGGAUGGAUCUGGAAGGC
Messenger RNA from Baudoinia panamericana UAMH 10762, 1065 nucleotides. RefSeq lists its product as uncharacterized. Gene Ontology annotation, molecular function: glutaminyl-peptide cyclotransferase activity; zinc ion binding. The annotation marks the transcript as partial. The record is from RefSeq and is a predicted model, not a curated record. The transcript has a single exon. Lineage: Eukaryota; Fungi; Ascomycota; Dothideomycetes; Mycosphaerellales; Teratosphaeriaceae.